Messenger RNA from Venustampulla echinocandica, 3753 nucleotides. Its product is annotated as SGNH hydrolase. The transcript has 9 exons. Bases 1 to 3753 code for a protein of 1250 amino acids. The record is from RefSeq and is a predicted model, not a curated record. Lineage: Eukaryota; Fungi; Ascomycota; Leotiomycetes; Helotiales; Pleuroascaceae. Gene Ontology annotation, molecular function: metallopeptidase activity; oxidoreductase activity, acting on NAD(P)H.
AUGUUGCUCUCAAAGCUCUUGUUUUGGCUAUCGAUCUCCGGCUUUGCAGCAGCUGCAAGAGCCAAUAUUGGAAAUCACCUUCCUGCGAAGCGUGCAACGAUAAAAGUUCACGACCGACCUUCCUUUCCCCACAAUGCAACUCUACACCGGCGUGCUAACAUCAAUAAAUACGGGGGCUGCGACAAGCUUUACAAGAAUGGGAAAUCAAAAGGAAAAGAUAUUGUUAAACAAGGGUAUCAUGACAUGUUGCGGAUGACACAACAUAUCAACCCUUUUCUCGUGUAUUUAUCGCCGGAGGGGGACGCCGUUCAGCUAGCUCCCGGUCCAAUAGAGAAGCGAUUCUUCGGAGAUUUUUCCGAUCAGAGCUACAAGAGAAGUCUCAUUUAUGGUAUUAUGCAGAAUGCAGCUAAUUGGUGGCCUUGGUAUCCCUGGGACUGGUUCUUUGGAAGUCGAAUCGAAGUGUACUGCGAAGUGGACCAACCAACCAAGUCGGACACUUCGUGCAACAGUCAACUCCCCGGCCAGCCUGGCACGGUAGGCGCAUACGCUACAAAUCUUAAUGGAAGAGCGAAAAUUGUAUUUUGCCGCUCGUUUUUCGCCCAACCCUCGCUAGACGAAGUGAAAGCAGAGCUUGAUAAAUUUCCGGGGCGGCAGAAAGACUUGGGAUGGAUGAAAACCAGAGCUCAUAUAUUUUUCCACGAGAUGACCCAUUUGUCGAUCGUCGAGAACCGCUAUCCACACAUCGUGUUGGAUCAGAAGGAGAAUCCAGUCGGUUCAAGCGGAAAGGCUGUCUACGGUGCCAGGAAAUCCGAAGAACUAGCACAACGGUUUCCUGAUUAUGCGUAUCUCAACGCCGAUAAUUAUGCUUGGUAUGCAACAGCCAUGUGGUUUAAAAAGUUCUAUGGAGACCCAGAUCCGUCGUCUGUUUCUUCGACCGGGGCAGAUCAGCCUCCAGAGGAUGAUUGGGUAGAUUUCUUCGAGGACGACGGUUCUAAACCUAUCCCAACCGAGUUUGAUGAUCCAGACUACGACGAGAUCUCAGAAGCUGAAGCCAUCGCCUUUCAGGCCGGCGACUACACACCAUACGGUUGGCUGAAGAACAAGAACCUAAGAAUACUUCCACUUGGCGACUCAAUUACUUACGGCUUUCAGAGCUCUGACGGCAAUGGCUAUCGACAAGAUUUGUUGAGCAUCCUUACAGGAGCGAAGAAUACUGUUCAAAUGAUCGGCUCCGUACGAGCUGGUACGAUGGCCAACAAUUUCAACGAAGGCCACAAUGGAGCCACGAUCUCACAGCUGGCUACGUAUACCAGCGCGUACGGGCAGCGACCCAAUAUCAUUCUCCUUCAUGCAGGCACAAACGAUCUGAAUCUGCCGUCAGAGCCAGCAUCCGCUCCACAGCGUCUUGACUCGCUUGUUGGACAGUUAGUGUCUGCGUGCCCAGAUGCUACCAUUAUCGUUGCCAGGAUCAUCCCUUCUACGAACGGCGGUCUUGCAGCUCUGCUUCCGCAGUUCAAUAACGCGAUUACGGGACUCAUGGCUCAGCGCGUUCGACAGGGACAGCAAGUCAUGGUGGUAGACAUGCCUUCUGGUGUGACGACGGGAGAUCUCGCAGACGGGUUACAUCCGAAUGAUGAAGGAUACAAUAAGAUGGCAAUCAAGUGGGCCAGUGCAUUGACUGCAGCAGAUUCGAUCGGUUGGAUUAAAGACCCGGUGCAGGGUUCCGGAAAUCCCCUGGCAACAUGUAACCAUGAUCCGGUUUGGCUCCCGCAGGGUCAAAUUGCGAACGGAGCAGGUUUAGGAAGCAAUCUCUGGCUAACCGUGUCUUGUGCCUCGAAUCCAAUAACCGGACUCUGCACCUGCACAUCAGGGAAAGACAUACCUCUAACUCCGGCUCUCCUCAGCUCCACCGCCACAUGCGAAAUCGAAAUGCUAAAAUUCCCAGCAACUACCGCAGUUCACUUCGCUGAUUUGAAUGGUGACGGGCGUUCUGAGUACCUGUAUGUCGACAACGAAGGCGGUGUGACAGCGUUCCUCAAUCUUGGGGCCCCGAACCAAGGGGCUGAUGCAGCCAAGAUUUCCUGGCUACCUCAAGGCGAGAUCGCGGCCGGCGUAGGUGCAACCCGUGCAAGCGUUCAGUUUGCGGACAUCAAUGGGGACGGUAGAGCGGAUUAUCUCUGGGUUCACGAUGAUGGAAGUGUUGACUGCUGGUUGAACCUAGGCGGCCCCGACAACGGUCCAAAUGCAGCCAAGGUCAGCUGGCUACCGCAAGGCAAAAUCGCCAGUGGAAUAGGCAAAGAUGGAGCUGGCGUAAGAUUCGCUGACAUCAAUGGCGACGGUAGAGCCGAGUAUCUCUAUGUCUAUACGGAUGGAUCCGUGGAAGCGUAUCUCAACCUCGGCGGCCCUGACAACGGACCGAACGCCGCCAAAGUAUCCUGGUUGCCGCAGGGAGUAAUCGCAACGGGUGUAGGCAAGGCGAGAGAAAAUGUGGUAUUUGCGGACGUUAAUGGUGAUGGGAGAGCGGAUUAUCUGACGGUGUCGAGGACGGAUGGGAGUGUCCAGCUGUGGCUCAACGGAGGGGGGCCAGACACCGGGUCCAAUGCAGCGAAAGUUGUGUGGCUUCCUCAUGGUACCAUUGCAACUGGUGUCGGAACGAAUGGCAAAGGCAUUCAAUUUAGUGAUUUGAAUGGAGACGGCAGAGCGGAAUUUGUGGACGUGGCAUAUGAUACAUCCGCUGUUACUGCCUGGCUGAACGGUUCUCGCGUCUACAAGGACGACGCUCACGGUCUCAAGAUCCAUCUCUAUGACGUCCCUAUCCCCAUCCCAGCACCCGACCAAGUGCUGAUAAAGGUUACGGUGUCUGGCUCCAACCCCAAAGACUGGAAACUUCUCUCAGUUUACCCCGAUCACAAUGGUUUCAACUCUGGCGAUGACAUUGCCAGCAUUGUGCAAAGUGUAGGCAGUGAAGCGAAUUCGGAAUUCAAACCAGGGGACCGUGUGGCGGCCUUUCACACAAUGAUGAGCCCGUCAGGGUCUUACCCAGCUGCCACCAUCCCUCUGUACGCCAUGACUGCCGCUCUAGGACUAUUUUCCAACCUGGACCUACAAGAGCCCUGGGUCAGCACUAAUCAAACUCGAACACGAGUCCGGGAGGGCGGCAUCAUCGUCUACGGCGCCGCCAGUGCCGUGGGUGCCUUUGCUAUCAAACUGCUGGUCCACGCUGAUAUCCACCCCAUCAUCUGCGUCGCUGGAAAGGGCAUCUCCUUUGUCGAAACCCUCAUUGACACUGCCAAAGGCGACACCAUCAUUGAUUACCGCGAAGGCAGCGACGCCGUUAUCAGAAAUAUCGCUGCUGCUGUUCCUGGGGGCCAGACAUGCGCCUAUGCCUACGAUGCCGUUUCAGAUCAGCAGAGCACCGCCAACAUCGCAAAGGUACUCGAUCCACAUGGGCACAUCAACCUGCUAUGGCCAUUAGGCGAAUACCCGAGCCUCCCGCCGUCUAUUCAGCAGGCUAGAUUCAACGUCGCUGUUAUGCACGAGAACAAAAAGGAUCGCGAGUUCGCAUACCCGUGGUUUCGGCUGUUUGGCUACGGCCUCGAGCAGGGUUGGUUGACAAGUCAUUCGUAUGAAGUGUGUGAGGGUGGUUUCCAAGGCGUGGGGAUUGGGUUGAGGAAGCUGAUGAAUGGUGAGGCAAGUGCUGUCAAGUAUGUUUUUAGGGUAGCAGACACGGCUGCUUUAGGAGAGAGUCCCUGA